UCCUGUGGGCAGCUGCUUGCUCACUGCGCAAAAAUAAUGUUGGACCUUGGUGUUAUCUAGCUGGGCUCUUAUGUGUGUGUGCUUGUAGCAGAAUGAAGCGAACUGAUGUGCAGCUUUCAUGUAUAUCCUGACUGAAUUGGCUGUUCUGUCUGUGUUUCCUUUGGGGGUAUCUGUCUGUUUUGCACGGCGUCUGAGGCUUCUGUGGGUUUCUUUUGCAGCAUACCUGCCCUCCGGACUCUCUGCAACCCAUACCCUCUGCUUGCUUGGGAGGGAUCUGUUUUCAGUUCACAUCAGGGGAGAGAAGAAGGGAGAAGGGUGGGGAAGCUGAACACAGCCUAAUGCACCGGAGGUGCCUCGGAAAUGAGAACCUUGGAUGAAUUCCUGGCCCUAUUGAUUGGUAUUGGUAGCACUAUGCAGCCAGAUACAGAGAGGACCCGGAUACGGCCCAAGAAACCAGACAUGGCCCUGUAUGUUCCCAGAGCACGACGUGAGAUGGCAGCCCCCAAACCCAGAUCCUCACUGGCCACCACAAGAUGUGGGAGGGAGGAGAGCCACUGGCCCAUAGAGAAGGAAAGCACAAAAGGAUGUGAGGCAAAGCAGAGCCCUAUAGCUGGGAGAGGCCUCCUUCGAAGUGAUCAAGAAGGAGCCACAGCCUUCCCCAGCGAAAGGAGAGGAACUUCUUCCCCACGCCGGAAUCAUAGUGAUGCGUUCCACCAAAGCAGCUCAGAGCCAAAGGUGCAGGCCAUGGAGAGAAUGCAGCCCCAGCAAAAGUUGGAAUCGUAUAGACUGCCUUCUGCCUCUCUCUUCAUAGAUCCUAGCCCUACUCCAUUGCCCAACAGUGAAGUUGAGGCACUUCCAAAAUGCUGCCAAGCACACUCUACUGAUGCCCUGGAGAGGAUGGCAGAUCUCCGGCUUCAGCCAGAAAUUAGUGGUGUAGACUGCUUUUCAGAACAAGAGCACAUUAUGGUUUCAUCGGCAGAGCAGGGCCUAUUUUAUUCGCAAAGGACUUGUAAGCAUGCAGGAGCGCUCCUCCCAGACCAGGUAGGGCUGAGUGACAAAAGUGUGCAGAAAUACAACAGUGAGAGGCUCUUGGGGCAGAGAGAACUGAAAGAACCGAGCAUGUUGGCUAGCGAAGGAAGACUAAUGAAGCCUGUAAGCAAAGGUGAUUUGGAGCCAACCAGAGUAGGUAAGAGCAUCAUGUUUGAAAAUGAGGGUAAGCAGGUUCUGGGUGGCUCUGAGACACACAAGGAAUGCUCAUCCGUGUAUUCAGGUGAGAAAGUAUCCAGUCAAAGAGACACAAGCGACAGUAGCGUGCUAGAACUUGUUGCCAAGAGUGUGCCAGUUCGCACCACGGUAGAGGAGCGUGACAGGUGCAAAUGCAUAGAUGAGAGCAGCGCCAAUCAAAGAGAGGUGAGUGGCCAUAGCAUGUCGGAAUGUUCGCAGUGGCAAGUUGCAUAUCAGACAGAACCAAAGGAAGGCAGCAGAACCAAAGACACAGAUGGGUGCAUUCGAGCUCAAGCACAAGUGACUGAGCGUAGCACAGUAGAGCCUGGAGAGGAGAGUGAGGGGCCUGUGCCCAGGCAUGCUGCUGAGUGCAUGUCUGAGCAGACUGGAGUCAGCCUGAAUACUGUGUCUGAAUACAGUGUGGGUGAGAGCAUUUUGGUUCAGACAGAGGCAAGUGACCUGACUGAGAAGGCAAGCAAGCAGUUCCCAGGCGGUGCAGGAGUAGCUGCAGGUGAUCACUGUUCGGAGAGGGCCCAUGGGCGUUUGGAUGGUCCGCCGAAUUGUGUCUGUGAGGUAAUGGAGGAUGACAUAAGGCAGGUAUGUGGCAGUGAACAUGAGAAAGGUAGCAGCUUCUCCCAGCAUGCCCACCAGCAUAAAGUUGAUGUCUCUGAGUCUGCCCUGGCAGCAGCAGAAGUUGAGCUGAACUUGGGAGAUCAAAGCGCCGAGGUUAGAUGCAGCACUGACGUAAGCAGUUCCUCUGAGGAGGUUGGUAGCUUGUUCCUGGAAUGUGUCUCCAAGAAGAUGGCAUGCUGUCCAGAGAGCAUUCUGGACAGUGCAGAAGCACCCAGAGGUGACACCUCUGCAGAAAACCCAACCCAUGGGAAUUUGGGCAUAAGGUUGUGGCAUCCACCUGAAGCCAAGGCAGAAGGAGAAGCUGGGCAGAGUGUGCCAUCCAGUUGGGAGGAGCCCAGUAGAACCAGUGUCGGCCCUGCAACCCACAGGGAAGAAGAUGAGAUGGCCGAAGAGAGCUGGGAUGCUCUCUUUAAUGAUGAUGGUGAUUGCCUGGAUCCACGCUUGCUGGAGGCGCUGUCUUCCCACAGCCCACCCAUCUCUGGGCUGCAGGAGCCACACAUUGACUACUACAGCUACUCUCCAGCUGAUCUGGACUUGAGCGACUCUGAGCUGCCACAUGUCAUUGAGAUCUAUGACUUCCCCUCUGAAUUCCGCACUGAGGACCUUAUGCGUGUCUUCUGCAGCUACCAGAAGAAAGGCUUUGACAUUAAGUGGGUAGAUGACACACAUGCACUGGGUAUCUUCUCCAGUCCCAUCACAGCCCGGGAUGCUCUCAGUACCAAGCACCUGACGGUGAAAACCCGUCCACUGUCACAGGCCACACGAGCUGCAAAGACCAAGGCCCGGGCCUAUGCUGAAUUCCUGCAGCCAGCCAAAGAGCGCCCUGAAACCUCAGCUGCUCUGGCUCGGAGACUGGUGACGGGUGCUCUUGGUGUGCGGAGCAACCAAAGCAAGGCGGAACGUGAGGCCGAACGCAAGCAGUUACAAGCAGCCCGAGAAAGGAAGCGCUUGGAGGCCAAGCAGAGAGAAGAUGCUUGGGAAGGCCGUGAGUGAAUCAAAGACGAUUGCCAGGAGAAGGAGAGAGAUUGUUAGCCCCUUGCUGGAACUGGAUUGGGAUCCAUGACAGAGAUGGGCAGGUUGUGUUUGCAACACUGGGGAUGUUCUGCUCUUCCAUUUGUGCUGACAGCAAGGUAUCAGGACCCUUGCGGGCCGUCGUGGGUAACCCACAUCUGUUCAAGUGGGAUGUGUGAGCCCUAACAAGCUUCUCUCCUGGAUGUAUCUGAAAACAGCACUGGAACAAAAGCCAUCAUCAGGGCAUCCGGCCUGAAGGUUUGUGCCAAGCAGUAUUCUUUGCAAGGUUUUGUGCCAUGGAAAUGUGAUUUACGAGCAUUUAGCUCGAGGCUUCCUGGAUAAAGUGGCACCAAACAGAGCCCUGAGCAGCGCUUUGUUUAAUGAGACUGGACUGAGCAGUGCCCACUAUUGCGUUUGCUAUUAAAGUUUCCUUUUUAUUUUA
Molecule: messenger RNA, 3310 nt
Organism: Varanus komodoensis (Komodo dragon)
Lineage: Eukaryota; Metazoa; Chordata; Lepidosauria; Squamata; Varanidae
Gene: R3HCC1L
Product: R3H domain and coiled-coil containing 1 like
Exons: 7
Coding region: 361-2850 (829 amino acids)
Source: RefSeq, a predicted model, not a curated record